AUGUACAAUAAAAUGUGGUACCAGACCCAAGAAGCCCUCAACUCUUUGCUUGAUAAAGAGUCUCAGAAGAUGAUAGAGCCACCGAAAAAUAAAGUCUUCAUCUUCCAAAUGUUGGCCACCUUCUACAUAAAGUACGUUCAGAUCUUCCGAAACCUGGAGAACGUCUAUGACCAGAUAGUCCACCCGCAGAAACGAAUACUGAUCCGGAAGAUUCUGGAUGGAGUGAUGGGUCGCAUUCUGGAGCUGAAGAAUGAGAUGGUAGAAUUGGAAUUGACUGAGUUCCAUUAUUUUGAUGAUAUUUUACAGGACCUAAAGUUGGCUCCGCAACAGUUGGACAUUCCUAUACCCAAGUAUUUUUUGAAGGAGAGGUUGGAUGUGAUAAGAGGAAGAGAGAGGAUCCUGGCUCAGAUACUCACCGAGAGUGGAUUGGAUAUUCCUGAUGUGAAAUAUUUUAAGAGUUUACCCUUGGAGCAGGCCACUAAAUUCAUCCAGAUUGCCGAGCGGGCGCGGCAGGGCCGCCUGAGAGCUCUGUUCAUGAAACAAAUCUACCUUCAAGAAUACAGAGCAAGACAAUCCAAGCUGCUUGGUGACAAAGCAGACACCAGCAUUGCAGCCCUCCGGAUCCAGAAGGUCUGGCGAGGCUUCCAUCAGUGCAAGAAAACCGCUCGCGAGAGAGAAGAAGAGAUGAUAUUCCUGGGUAUGAACCCACCCCCGCUCUUUAACGAAGUCAGCGCCACCAUCAAGCAAGCGGAGAAGGUGAACUGUCUGCGGAGCAACGUGCAGAUGGAGCACGAGGAGAACUACCAGGAAGCCAUGAUCACCAUCAAGGAGGACCUGAAGCUGAUCGAGGGCCAGGACUUCAAGGAGAGCCUCAAGGACCAGAUCCGCCAGUGGUUCAUCGAGUGCAGGAACUUGACCGGCACAUUUCCUGACUACCCUGAACCCGAAGAAGGAGGCUCAGCUAUUAUCUUUUCUGACAAGACCCCAGAACAGGUUAUUGAUGACAUCAUUGCGAGCCAAGAAGAGGAGGAAAAGAAUAAGAAGAAAAAGCAGAAACAGGGAAAGGAAAGGAAAGACAAGAAAAAAGAGAAGGCACAGAAAGCAACAAAGGAAAAAGCUAAGGAAGAAGAAGAAGAGUGGAAAAUGUCACCGAGUGUUUUCCUUCAUUCCAUGGAGGAAGGAAAUAACUUAUACAAAGACACAUGGAUGAAUAAAGAUGAAUCUUGGAAUUUUGUUCAGAGCUAUGAUCCAGAAAUGAUCAAACAGGAGAAGCGGAAAGAACUAGAGACAGAAAUAAGGCUUCAGGUUGAUGAGCUGAUGAGACAAGAACUCAAAAACUUAAAACUUGCUGUGAACAGAGAAAAGGAACUUCCAGUCAAACCAAAAAAAGCAAAGAAGAAAGACAAAGUCAAAAGAGGGAAAAAGGGGAAGAAGGAUAAAGACCUGACGGCCGACAGGACCAUCGAGUCUCUGUACAAGGAGCUGGUGGAAGAAGGCUUGCUGAUCCGAGCUCGGAAGGUCAACCUCUCCGAUUACAUUGGUGAGUACAGCUACCUGGGCACCACCCUCCGCCAGGUAGCCAUAGAGCCCAUGCCUUCCCUCCUGGACGUCAGACAGCUCAUCACGUUGUAUGGAAUCCUGCCAUUGGGGUCUGCGGCUGUGCAUGAGAAAGCCCCACUGGUGAAAUCUCUGCUGCUGGCCGGGCCAUCUGGAGUAGGGAAGAAAAUGCUGGUCCAUGCCAUCUGUACCGAAACAGGAGCCAACCUGUUCAACCUGUCCGCAGCAAACAUCGCCGGGAAGUAUCCAGGGAAGACUGGCCUCCAGGUCAUGUUGCACGUCGUCUUCAAGGUGGCUCAACAGCUUCAGCCCUCCGUGGUGUGGAUCGAAGACACAGAGAAAACAUUCUACAAAAAAGUCCCGAACGCGGAAAAGAUGAAUGAACCCAAACGCCUGAAGAAGCAGCUCCCCAAAUUCCUGAAGCUCCUGAAGCCCGACGACAGGAUCCUCAUUGUGGGGACCACGCAGCGCCCUUUCGACGCCGAACUCCAAUCGUUCUGCAAGGUUUACCAGAAAAUUAUUCUGAUCCCCAGGCCAGACUACGCUUCCAGAUACGUUCUGUGGAAGAAGAUCAUUCAGCACAAAGGGGGAGUCCUUAGCAAAGGCCUGAAUAUCAGUUGCCUAGCGAAGGUCACUGAUGGCUUCACCCAAGGGCAUAUAGUGGAAGUGGUCAAAAAUGUGCUCACCGACCGCAGAAUCCGGCAGCAAAGCCGUAAGCCACUGACCGCGGUGGAGUUCAUCACCGCCAUGGCCACCAUGAACCCGGUGUACAAAGAGGAAGAGGAGAGCUUUAAGAACUGGUAUGCAAAGACCCCCCUGGGGAAGAGACGCCUCUCCGCAUUAAACUUGGGUGGCAAAGAGAAGGAGAGGGCUAAAGGGAAAUGUGCUCAUCUGACGGUCCCCCACAGCUCCUUCCUGCCUUCCUGUGAGCCUACCACGGGAGCCCCGUCUGAAACACUGAAGCCCAUUAUAAGUACAGCUCCAGGUGACAAGGAUGGUGACUGCUCUCCCAUGCAGGGUGGCGUUGAGUCCCGUAAGGAAGAACGUCAGGACGGCCAGGAGAAUGGCCCUGUGGUCCUUAGCAGACUCCCUGUGAGCACGGAGGCAGCGGCUGGCCAUGUUGAGCCUGGACCUGCCUUCUGUCUUGGCAAGAAAUGGGACACGAUGGAUCUUUCAGAGGUCAACGAAUGCUAA
Molecule: messenger RNA, 2751 nt
Organism: Dipodomys ordii (Ord's kangaroo rat)
Lineage: Eukaryota; Metazoa; Chordata; Mammalia; Rodentia; Heteromyidae
Gene: Drc11
Product: IQ motif containing with AAA domain 1
Exons: 20
Coding region: 1-2751 (916 amino acids)
Molecular function (GO): ATP binding; ATP hydrolysis activity
Source: RefSeq, a predicted model, not a curated record